This is a messenger RNA of Ipomoea triloba (trilobed morning glory), 1266 nucleotides long. RefSeq names its product protein NRT1/ PTR FAMILY 5.5-like. NCBI's taxonomy places the organism in Eukaryota, Viridiplantae, Streptophyta, Magnoliopsida, Solanales, Convolvulaceae. Gene Ontology annotation, biological process: transmembrane transport. The record is from RefSeq and is a predicted model, not a curated record. Bases 62 to 1060 code for a protein of 332 amino acids. Gene Ontology annotation, molecular function: transmembrane transporter activity. Gene Ontology annotation, cellular component: membrane. The transcript is spliced from 4 exons.
AAGCUAGCUGUUUAAUUUAAGCUCAAUUAUUUUAAUUUGUUUCAUUUGAAGCUGUAAACUGAUGGCGUGCAUUAAGCUUAGUGGGGAAUGCACUAUUGCGUGUACUAUGGUGUCAGGUUUGAAAUGGGCUCAUAUCGUUGCAGAAUACGCAUUGUUCGUGCUCAUAAAUUACUUAACUAACACUUGGGGGCUAGGCUUUGCACACGCUGCCGGAAUUAUAAAUCUUUUCUUUGGCAUCUCUAAAGUUUUAGAGAUAUGUUUUGCUUUCAUGGCGGAUGCUUAUCUUGGUAUCUUUAAAAUGCUUUUGCUCUCCACUCUAGUCUACAGCAUUGGUUUGGCAUUUCUAACAAUGUCGACGCCACCGGUGCUCUCCAACUUUGCCGGAAACUGCAACAGAUAUGAGGCGGAGUGCGUUGGUCCCAUACAAAAGGCAUUCUUCUUCACAUCAUUGGUGUUAAUGGGCGUAGGCAUGGCGGGUAAGGCGGUUUCUCUGGAUGCAUACCUACGCCACUACCAAACCCCUCGUGAUGAUAAUUCAAACGAUCUUAAUAACCAACAAGUUUAUGAUGAAGAAGAAGAUGGUUUUUGGAGUGUAAACAAUUUACUGGUAAUAGGUAUCUCCGUCGUUGCUGCUCUAGCACUUUCGAAUAUAAAGCCUUGGGAUAUUAAGUUUGCCAUUCCGGCCAUAUUUUCCUUCACCGCAACACUGGUAUUCUUCGCCGGAAAGGCGCUUGGGUUUUACAGUAACUACGGUGAUAAGCCAGAAGGGAGUGCCCUUACUACAGUUCUGAGAGUCUUAGUUGCCGCCACGUACAAAAGUUGUCAUGAACUCCCUGUCAACUCUGAUGAACUUUACCAAGGAAACCACAACUCUGCUAACCAAUUGCCCCAUACUCAUGGUUGUGGGUGCUUUGACAAGGCAGCCAUCGUAUCAUCGCCGACAAAGAGAGUGGAUAAGGAGGAGGAGAAGAAAUGGAAAGUGUGCAGUGUGACAGAAGUAGAAGAAACCAAACUAACUGUUCAGACUGUUGGAAAUAUUUCGGGUAAGAGGAGAAAAUAGGAGAGGAAAUGAGAUCUUCAGGCGUGAUAUCACUUUCCUAUAAGCUUUUAAUCUUUCCUCUAUGAAAGCAACGAGGUAUCAAGAUUAAAUCUUAUGGGAUACAAGAAGAUGAAAACAAAGUUCUUAGGUUGCUUUGAUAAGAACUUACUGGAGAGUUAUUGUACUGUGAUAUAUCAAGAUAUCAUGCAAAAUAAAUUGCGUAUUUG